Centrocercus urophasianus (Greater sage-grouse) is the source of this 7115-nucleotide messenger RNA. RefSeq names its product tet methylcytosine dioxygenase 1 (gene TET1). Gene Ontology annotation, molecular function: zinc ion binding; DNA binding; DNA 5-methylcytosine dioxygenase activity. The record is from RefSeq and is a predicted model, not a curated record. NCBI's taxonomy places the organism in Eukaryota, Metazoa, Chordata, Aves, Galliformes, Phasianidae. Gene Ontology annotation, biological process: positive regulation of transcription by RNA polymerase II; oxidative demethylation. Gene Ontology annotation, cellular component: nucleus.
GGCAGCGAGGCGUGAGCAUGACCCGCUCCGAGCCCAGCCCAGCCAUGCCCGCGUCGCCCCUUCCUGUUAGCCGUGAGUUGACUCUGUAUUGCUACAGAGACCCGCAAUGGGAGUGUGCAGUUUUCUGUUGAAAAAUUCUCUCAAGAGCUCAUGAUUUUUUUCCAUCUCUCCUCUUAACAUUUCGACUACUCCGCAGACAUGGCUCACCACGCAAGGCCUUCCAGAUUAGCCAAAAAGGAAGAGAUAGGCAAAAAGAAAACUAACCAGGGUAAAAAGAAAUCUAGCCAAGUGAGAAAGAAAACCACAAAGACUUCCACAAAAGCUGUUAGUUCUGGAAAAGGCAAAAAGCCGGCACAAGAAAAAGAUGUGAAGAAAAAGCAGCAAGAAAAGAAACCAAUCAUGAGCUCUUCAGGUAGAUUUCUCAGGAGCAGUGUCACCAGAACCUUGUCUGGAACACCUUGGGUGAGUUUGGAGAAAGCUGACAAUAUCCUCUUUCAUAGCCAGGAAGCUUUCAACAUCAAUGGUUUUACAAUGUCUCUUCGUAACCGAUCAUUCUCCCGUAGAUUUUCUCAAGCUCCAACAAUUGCAAAACCCAGAAAAGCUGCAGCACAAAAAAAGCUAGAAACAAAGGAAAAACAUGAACAAGCUCUGGCAGUAGUAGAAGACAAAAAUGUUGAAGCAUCCGAAAAUGUGUUGGAACAGAAUUUAGCACAAGAUGAAUUAGCUUCUCUGCCUGUAGAGGAUAUUCCGUGCAGUGUAGAUGAAGAGCCUGCUGCCAUGUGUGCUGGUCAAGAAGAGGAGGGAGAAAUACCUGAAAUGAAGAACUCUGUUCCAAGCACCCAAGUGACUGAUGAUAAUACAGCAGAGUCAGAGGUGGAGUAUGAGCACGAAGACCUGCCCUGUGAGCAGACGCUCAUUGAUCUCAAUGCAAGUAGUGCAGCUGAAGCAUCUGCUGAAGAUGCUGCAUUGGUGCUUCCGUCUUCUGAUUCCAUAACCACCUCUGAACCAAACUCGAAGGUGUGUAUAGAGACUCCCUUCGACCUGGUGCCUAACAGUAAAGAACCUGACUCUGAUUCUAUUGAUACCUCAGACCCCAGUUCAGCUGUGCUGUUAGAAGAGUUGGUCCCACUUGCUGAAUCCCACACUGAAGCAGAGUCAGACCUGGUGCUAGCCAGUGAAGAACGCUACUCGAAUUCUGCACCCACAGUUACCUCUGAGUUAAAUUCACAAGAAUGUUUAGAAGAUUUGAGCUCAUUUUCAGAGUCCUGCAUAAAAGCAGAUGGGAAUUUGAAGUCUGAGAAUGAAGAUCUUGGUUCACAUGAAGCUGCCACUGGAUCAAAUUCACUUUUACAUUUUGAAAGUGUAAGUUCACUUGUGGAAUCUGACAUGAAACUCGUGGAUUUUGUGCCCAUUCACAAAGAGAUUGACUCAUGUUCAGAUCUGAGCUGUACAGUAGGGAAUACAGAAUCAGACUCAAAAAACAUACUUACAGUAAGCGAACCAGUUUCCGAUACCUCUUUAACCAAUAUUGAAGUGGAGGAUAUUGAACAAUUUGUUACAUGUAUUGAUGCAGAGACGUUAAUUUUGAAUUCAGGUUAUGUCCCCGCUUUAUCAUCAGAUAUAGAAAAAAGAGCAGUCGAUGAACUCUCCAGUGAGAGUUCCAGAAAAUUCUCUGAAGGUUUUGUUUCAGAGUUGCCUUCAAGCACAGAAAUCUCUGUUCUUGCCUUAGAAAAAGCCAUAAAUGCAGAUUUGCCAGUUGAUUUGAGACUGCAGCAGAAUGAUUAUUCAUCACAGCUGGAAAGCGUUGGAAUAAGCUUGAAUUUGGUUCAGGACAACGUGAGCAACAGCACUCAAACAGUUGAGGCCUCAGGGCCAUCCUCUCUUACAAAUCCGGCUGGCAGUCACCCUCUUGCAUAUUCAUCUCUGCUCCCUAUGUUAGAGAAAAAGAAACGAAGGCGUUGUGGAGUCUGUGAGCCCUGUCUGCGGAAAACAAAUUGUGAAGAAUGCAGCUGUUGCAGGAAGCGCAAAACCAGUCACCGGAUAUGUAAAAAGAGAAAAUGUGAAGAACUGAAAAAGCCACCGCCACCAAUCACACUACCUCUUGAGGUUCUAACUGAAAACAAAAGACCUCAGAGGAGGAAGCAAAGAGUUUUUAAGGCAAAUUUAGAAAACAAACCAGUAAAUGGCCGCAGACCAGAACUCAUGGAAUGCAGUAUAUGCGGUCAUGGUGAAAAAUACAGGGUGAAAACAAACCAAACACAACCCUUCGAAAAUGCACAGUCUAAGGAGAAAGAAAGAAUGACAGGCUUAGAAGCAGAGAAGUGGGCACAUAACGAGAAGCCAUCCUUUGGUGUCCAUGUCAAUGGGGAUACCCAUGGAACUGUGACAGGCCACGAACACUUGAGAAAUGCAGAAGAAAGUGAAAGAGUGGUCUCUCCCAGUCAAUUAGCUGAGCCAAAAAAAUCAUUUGCACAGACCAUCAAAAAUGGCAUAAAAACCCUACAUUACUUAUCACCAGAAGCAGUUGCUUCACUGAAAAAAGCAUCUGUAGUGGAAAGGACAGAUUUGACAAGCAACUCCCAUGCCCAGUGGAUGAAGGCUACCAAUCUGAAUAACAUAGUCAGCACUCUGACAACUAGUGUUAGCUGUGUUCACCCAGACAAACAAGGAAAUCUUUUCAUGAAAGAGGAAAACUGUACUUGCAGUGUCUUUCAGGAUUCUGAUAAGUCAGUACUGCAAACCAGUUCUGUUUUGGAUCUGCAAGAAAGCACAUGUUGUCCUCCUUUGGUUAAAGAGGAAGUGCAUGGAGAGGAUGGCUUCAAAGUACCUAACACAGAGACACAGCAUGAGAGUCCUUCACUCCAGCCAACUUUCUUGUCCCUGAUUAAAAACAGAAACCUAACUGUGGAGCAGGUUGUAGCUAUUGAAGCUUUAACACAGUUAUCUGAAGUCCCUUUAGGAACAUCUUCCCCAGCUAAAGCUGAAAAUAGUGAGUGUACAGAAGAAAGAACUUCCAACUUGCUCCAUAGUUAUAAAAGAGAUAUUUCAUCCUCCUUUACGUCUUCUACAUUGAAAGAAAUCAAUGACACUUACUUACAGAAAGAACAACAGCUCUUGACUCACUGUGCUCACUCACAAAAGCAGCUCCCAAAUAAGCCAGCGUUGUACAAUGGCCAAAGUUCGAUUUCUGAAUUGCGUGACAAACCUGCCAAUCUUGCUGGUGAGAUGUAUAAACUGCAGUUAUCCUCAGGAGAUACCAAAACUUUAUCCGAGUUAAGAUCUAAUGCAAAAUCAUUUUCAGGACUUAAUACCAAGAAAAACUAUGAUCCAGUCACCCUUUCACGGUAUUGCAAUGUUCAACAUGCAAGCAACAGCUUGGAUACUCUUGGCCAGUUAGAUCAAAAGCCAACCUGUGAUGAUUUGAACUUGGAAGCUGGUUCUUUAAUUAAAGAAGGAGGAAUUCACAGCCAGGAUGAAGAGGAUGUAGCUACACAACUAACUCAACUUGCAGCAUUAAUUGAAUCAAACCGGGCAAAUCCAGAACAGAAGAAUGACAUAAAGACAUCGCUGCUUAAUUUAAUAUCCCAUGAGAGGCAAGCAAAACAUAACCAAGAUCUGCUGCAGAGAAAAGAAUCUGUAUUUUUUAGGCAUAAUUGCAGUUCCUUACUGUUAAAGCAAAAACAAUCAACAAAUAAAAAAGGAAAUGCUGUACCAUGGAAACCAAGACACAAAAAAAAGCCUCAAGAAGCACGCUAUCAACAAAUUAAUCGAAACCAACUAGAGUUGUUGUCGUGCCAGCACAGUGAGCUACAGGACAUUUGGAUAUCAUCAAAACUGCACAAGCUUGGCCAAACCAUGCCACAGGACUCCAGAAUAGCUUUGUCGGAAAAAAAAUCACCAAGAACCAAAGUACAGAAAGCACUGAGUCAAAGUGCGCUAACAUUACAGGAAAAACCUAGGCUGUUUCUUCCUCAAACACAGAUAAAGUUCCACAGAUUAUCUGAGGUACCGCAGGACAAAAAAAAAGACAGAUUGUUUGGCUAUGAAGUGGUGAAUGAGCAAAUCAAAACUGCAGGCUCCAGUGACCCACCAGGCAUCAUUCCACUGAAAAACGAUGUUGCAGCAUGUAACCAAUAUAGUGAUCUGCUCUCCCGUAAUCCUCUGUCAGUUUCGCAGUUGAAAACAGCAUCCUUGUUAACCAGACCAAGUGAAAACACACAGAUGUUUACAGAAAAAUGUAAUUCUCAGGUACAGCAGGCAGUGAAUGUUGGUCAGACACAUCCUUUGCCUCAAACUUUUAGUCAGUCUAACCUGAGAGCUAGCGAAGCGUGCAGUGAAGAUAAAGCCUAUGUCCAGCAGGGUGCUGAUCCGAAGUCGCAGAUGCUGCCUGUUUCCUGCAGUGCGGGUCAGGUGCCAGGCACUGUGGAAGCUCUCAGGAACAUGGAGUGUGCAGGUGAAGUUACCAUUCUAACAUCAAGAAGUUUGGGUACUGACCAUCCGCAGAGCACAGGCGACUCAGGGUGUUCUCCAGCAAAAAACACACUCAGCAGUUUUCUUGAAUCACCGAUGAAGUUUCUCGAUACUCCUACAAAAAAUUUAAUAGAUACACCUACAAAAAAAGGACAGUCUGAAUUGCCAACUUGUGACUGUGUUGAGCAAAUUAUUGAGAAAGAUGAGGGCCCAUAUUACACACACCUUGGGACAGGACCAAGCGUUGCUGCUGUGAGAGAAAUAAUGGAGAACAGGUAUGGAGCAAAAGGAAGCGCUGUGAGAAUAGAGGUAGUCGUUUAUACAGGAAAGGAAGGAAAAAGCUCUCAGGGGUGUCCGAUUGCCAAGUGGGUGAUACGAAGAAGUAGUGAUGAGGAGAAGUUGCUAUGCUUGGUACGUCAGCGUGCGGGACACCACUGCCAGACUGCUGUCAUAGUGAUUCUCAUACUGGCGUGGGAGGGGAUCCCUCAUCUCCUGGCUGAUACGCUGUACAAAGAGCUGACGCAGAGCCUCAGAAAAUACGGCUGUCCCACGAGCCGCAGAUGUGCACUGAAUGAAGACCGUACGUGUGCAUGUCAGGGACUUGAUCCAGAAACGUGUGGAGCAUCAUUCUCAUUUGGCUGUUCAUGGAGCAUGUAUUUCAAUGGAUGUAAAUUUGCCAGAAGUAAAAACCCCAGGAAGUUUAGGCUUCUCACUGAUGACCCUAAACAAGAGGAACUUCUUGAACAUAAUUUGCAAACUUUAGCUACUGAUGUGGCUCCGGUUUAUAAAAAGCUUGCUCCUGAAGCUUUCCAGAACCAGGUGGAAAAUGAACACAUGGGCCCAGACUGUCGGCUCGGAUCCAAGGACGGUAGGCCUUUCUCUGGUGUCACAGCUUGCAUAGAUUUUUGUGCCCAUGCCCAUAAGGACACACAUAACAUGCACAAUGGAAGCACUGUGGUCUGUACGUUAACAAAGGAGGACAACCGGAGAGUCGGGGUGAUUCCAAGCGAUGAGCAGCUCCAUGUGUUACCUCUAUACAAAAUUUCACAAACAGAUGAAUUUGGUACUGAAGAGGGAUUGGAAGCUAAGAUAAAAGCCGGAGCCAUACAGGUGCUCACAGCGUUUCCCAGAGAAGUACGGAUGUUAGCUGAGCCUCUGAGAGCUACAAAGAAAAAGAAACCCGACACGAGGAGGACCCCAAGUGAAAAGCAGCAAUUAAUGGAUAAAAAAUAUUCAACACCCAUAAAGCUGAAAACUGAAGCGCCAGAAAAUCUCAGUAACACUUUGCAUUGCUUAGGGAACAAAGCAGAUGCUUUAAAACCUGGGAUAAAAACGGAGACUUCUGAUCACCUCUGUGCCAUGAAACAUACUUCAAACACUACUAAAAAUUGCUCCUUAUUAAAACAAUAUACGGCUUCCUCCCCUUUUAAGGUGGAUAGUUUACAUCCUUAUUCAUCGUUAGCACAUAAGCCUGGCAUAGCAGCAGUGACUAAUAUUCAACAAGAUUUUUCAGUUCCCUACGGGUAUUUUGAAUGCAGUAGUAAGCAACCUCACGUGACACCUUAUAUUAAUUGUAAGAACUUUGAUGUGUCUGUCAAAGAUUAUACUGGAAUUUUGCUGAAUGAUAAGAUGAACGGUGUGCCGCCAAUUCUUCCAGAGGUCACUGCUCCAGGCCCCCCAGCCCACAAAGAUCCCCCGCCCAGUAUACUUGAACAUCAGCCAGACAAGCAGAAUUGUCAGCCUCAGUCAGACAGUUCUCCUUCUUCACAGAUGAUCGGCUCUUGCGAUCUGUCAGUACCGUUAAGCUCUCCAGCAAAGGACGCAGUUGGAAAUGAAGCUGACUGUUCCCACAGGUGCCCGGUGGAGAAGGGUGGCUCCCAUCGAGAGCAGAUGUGUGAUUUUGACUGCAUUGACGAAAAGCAGAACAGUGCCCUGGGACAACCGACUGAUUCUGAAGAAAAAGCCGAGGAAAUGUGGUCAGACAGCGAGCACAAUUUUUUGGAUGAUGACAUCGGCGGCGUAGCUGUGGCACCUUCUCAUGGUUCUAUCCUAAUCGAAUGUGCGCGACGUGAACUCCACGCUACCACACCUAUUAAAAAGCCCAACCGCAAUCAUCCCACGCGGAUCUCCUUAGUUUUCUACCAACACAAAAAUUUAAAUGAGCCAAAACAUGGUUUAGCCAUGUGGGAAGCAAAGAUGGCUGAGAGGGCGAAAGAAAAAGAAAAAGAAGCAGAGAGAUUAGGAACAGAGAAUACCGAACUGAACUCCAGCAGCAGGAAAACAAAGCAAACAAGUGAAAACAGAGAGAUUUUUUAUGAAGACAACGAGUUCAACCAAAUUCCAUCACGCAGAGCAUUAACAGUAACUAAAGAUAACGUAAUAACAGUAUCUUCUUAUGCCCUUACCAGAGUUGCAGGGCCUUACAACCAUUGGGCAUAGGCUUUAGUAUCAAAUGCCUCCUCUUGGUGCAGCGUUACGCAGUGUUUCUUUAAGGUGCUGUUAAAGAACAAGUCUUGUGUCGUUUACUAUUUGCUCAUCUCAACCAUUUUAAGGCUGAGGUAAAAAAAUAAAAAAAAAGGAGGGGAUUUCUUCUUAAACUGUGACUUCAACAUUUGGUGGUGCUCAAGCACAUUUUAAGAAAAAAA